GGAAGGCGGAAAGUCUGGCGAUAUCAAAAGACAGAGGAAGAAUUUAAUGAAAAAUGUCAGUGGUUUCGAGUGGGAUUUAUAGAGGGGGCUGGGUAAUCUUGUUACAUAAGGAGUCGUUUAAUUCACUGUUCAUUCACCGCUAAUCCGUUAUCCAUGUUCCUCUGUCCCGCGGCAGUAUAAACACUUGUGGCUUUGCCUGAAAAGACGAGGGAGCUCAUUAAUUUAUAAACACCCCACGAGAAGAAAGCCCUGCAUGUUGCAUGGUUUUCCAACUUUUAAAAAAAUGAUUCAGCUUCUCUGCAUUUUCACCCUGCCUCUCACGUCGCAGCGACAAAUCAGCACUGUGCCGCGCGUUCGUGACGAUUCGCUGACGCUUCCUCGACCACACCACUAAGAGAAACCCCGUGAAAGGGAUGAAAAACGUAUAGACCGGACUCUCUAUCCAAGGUGAAGGCUAAUCCUGCGGCGCGGCGAUCGAAAAUUCCACAAACAUAGGGCGACAUCAACGCGAGGCUAGAAAAUGGAGGUUCCUCGAGUGGGACACAGCAUUAGUAGCCCCGUAAGCCCGUGCGAGGACAUGAUCAAAAAUUUGAGCUUGGAGGCGAUUCAGCUAUGUGACAGAGAAGGAAACAAGUCCCAGGACAGUGGGAUUGCCGAGAUGGAGGAACUUCCUGUUCCACAGAACAUCAAAAUAAACAACAUCACAUGCGACUCCUUCAAGAUAUCCUGGGACAUGGACUCUAAAGCUAAGGAGCGCAUCACGCACUAUUUCAUCGAUCUCAACAAGAAAGAGAACAAGAACUCAAACAAGUUUAAACAUAAGGAUGUUCCGACGAAGCUGGUUGCCAAGGCGGUGCCCCUCCCCAUGACGGUGCGGGGUCACUGGUUCCUGAGCCCGCGCACGGAGUACACCGUGGCCGUGCAGACGGCCUCCAAGCAGAGUGACGGCGACUACGCCGUGUCGGAGUGGAGCGAGAUCAUCGAGUUCUGCACUGCGGACUACUCCGCCGUGCAUCUAACACAGCUGCUAGAGAAAGCCGAGGUGAUCGCAGGCAGAAUGCUGAAAUUUUCAGUCUUCUAUCGCAAUCAGCACAAAGAAUACUUUGAUCAUGCCAGGGAGGCCCAGAACAACAAAAUGCUGCCCUCGGUGAAGGACAACAGCGGCAGCCACGGCUCCCCCAUCAGCGGCAAGCUGGAGGGCAUCUUCUUCAGCUGCAACACGGAGUUCAACACGGGCAAGCCCCCCCAGGACUCCCCCUACGGCCGGUACCGCUUCGAGAUCUGCGCCGAGGCGCUCUUCAACCCAAAGACCAACCUCUACUUCGGGGACUUCUACUGCAUGUACACGGCCUACCACUACGUCAUCCUGGUGCUGGCCCCCGAGGGCUCGCCAGGGGACGAGUUCUGCAAGCAGAGGCUGCCGGCGCUGGACAUCACCGACAACAGGUUCCUGACCUGCACCCAGGGGGAGGACGGCCGGCUGGCCUUCCACCACGCCCAGGACGUCAUUCUGGAGGUCAUCUAUACCGACCCUGUGGACCUGGCCCUGGGGACGGUGGCCGAGAUCAGCGGCCACCAGCUGAUGAGCCUGUCCACUGUCAACGCCAAGAAGGACCCCAGCUGCAAGACCUGCAACAUCAGCGUGGGGCGCUAACCUCGCCCCCCUACUCCCCGAACCCCCCACCAACCCUCCCCAU
Megalops cyprinoides (Indo-Pacific tarpon) is the source of this 1697-nucleotide messenger RNA. RefSeq names its product phytanoyl-CoA 2-hydroxylase interacting protein-like b (gene phyhiplb). Gene Ontology annotation, molecular function: protein binding. The record is from RefSeq and is a predicted model, not a curated record. NCBI's taxonomy places the organism in Eukaryota, Metazoa, Chordata, Actinopteri, Elopiformes, Megalopidae. Gene Ontology annotation, cellular component: cytoplasm. The transcript has 5 exons. The coding region runs from base 521 to 1654 and encodes 377 amino acids.